Molecule: messenger RNA, 4830 nt
Organism: Penicillium manginii
Lineage: Eukaryota; Fungi; Ascomycota; Eurotiomycetes; Eurotiales; Aspergillaceae
Product: non-ribosomal peptide synthetase
Exons: 3
Coding region: 1-4830 (1609 amino acids)
Biological process (GO): fatty acid metabolic process
Molecular function (GO): medium-chain fatty acid-CoA ligase activity
Source: RefSeq, a predicted model, not a curated record
AUGGCAGAUCUGCCAAGAUGUUCCAUCUUGGAACAGCUUCGAUUUUUGCGUACCGACGCCUCCCAUCCAGACUCUCCCCAUAAACUCUCCACUCUCCUUUCCUCACACUCCGGCAAAUGGCCCACUCGGGAGCUCAUCCUCACUUUCCAGGAUAUUUAUAAAUCCCUUCCUGAACUUGCCAAAUCCGAGAACAAUGAAGCAAUCAAUCGUCUACGGGUACAGAUUAAGGAAGCUACUCCUAGUAUCUCCGAGUUGAUAGGAACCGACGACCGUGCUGGCUUCAUUGAUGUCAGUACAGGCCGAAACCUGACACAUCUUGCUAUCCGCCAGUUUGUACAAGGCUUCCAUAUCCCCGUGGGGUCCUCCUCCAAUAGAAAGCCUCGCGUGGCUGUCAUUUUGCCCAAUGGUCUUCUCAUGGCAGUCGCAACCUUUGCCUUUGCCAAUAGGUAUACGAUUGUUCCCAUGGCCUCAAAUACGGUUCCAGAACAACUGCACAUGGAUAUUGAACAAGUGAAAGCUGAUGCUGUUGUCGCUUUGGAAGAUGAUAUUGGCAAGUUAAGUCUAGACAAUGGCGUUCGUCCUGUAUUUGGGCUUGAGCAGCUGGAAGACUUGACAUUUCGCGUUGUUUCAGAAAAGCACACUUCAUCUUCAUCAAUUCUUGCGCCUAAUGUUGCUGAUGAAAUUGCAAUCAUUCUUUUCACUAGCGGCACAAGUGGCAAGAAGAAGUUGGUGCCCAUUACAACCUUUAAUCUCAUCGCGGGUACGAUCGCUACGAUUGAAUCUGUGAAACUGUCGGAGAAAGAUACUUGCCUCAACAUGAUGCCCUUGAACCAUGUUGGCGGUAUAAUGCGAAGCAUCCUUUCUCCCAUUCUCGCCGGUGGCGCUACUAUAUGCUGCCCGUCUUUCGACCCCAGCAUGUUCUGGGAUGCUAUACAAUCACCCGCCAUGACACCCACAUGGUACUAUGCCACACCAACAAUGCAUCAGAUGAUUCUUGGGGAAGCUGAGCACCGCCCCGAUGCCAUCCGUCAAAGUGCCAUCGAGUUUAUCUGCAACGCUGGGGGUGGUCUACCCCCAACACUUGCUUUGCAACUUCGUGAAGCUUUCGACUGCUCUAUCCUCCCCAGCUAUGGAAUGACUGAAUGCAUGCCUAUCGCAGCACCGCCAAAAGAUUACACUCUUGACCGUCCUGGUACAUCUGGAAAAAUCGUCGGUCCUGAUGUUGCCAUUUUGAAUGAUGGCAAACCUGUCUCAGAAUGCGGAACCCUUGGUCACAUUUGUGUUCGUGGAUCACCUGCUUUCGAGGGAUACCUGACCCCCGAUGGGAAAAUUGAUACAAGUGCUUUCGAUGAAGCUGGUUGGUUUGAUACCGGCGAUCUCGGAUACCUUGACUCCGAGAACUAUCUCUACAUCACAGGCCGCAGCAAGGAGGUCAUUAACCGUGGUGGUGAAAUCAUUUCUCCCGUCGAGGUAGAGGAUGCUGUUCUCACCGCGGCCAAGCAUCCUGGCUCUCCACUGUACGGCCGAGUUUCUGAGACUCUGGCCUUCUCAGUGCCGGAUGAAGUACUCCAGGAGGUGGUUGGAAUUGUCAUUGUGACUCCUCCGGGCACACCCAGACCAGAUAUUCGCCAGCUGCACGAAUCGCUACAGCCCAUUAUUCAUCAGCCCAAGUGGCCCGCCCUAGUGGUGUACAUGGAUCGUGUGCCCAAGUCUAAUAACAAAAUCCAGCGCAUUAAGCUUGCCGAGCGACUCACGUUACAGUCGUUGACACCAAAAACACCUCUCGGACAUCGUCAUUACGAAGCUGUCUGCCCACCUAACGGCUCUCCGUUGACCACACCGAUUUCGAAACAAAAAUGUGCUGUUGACUGCAAAGCAGUUCGUUCAACCUUGGGAGAAAUCGCUAAGGGUUCUGAAGUGCAUGUUCAAAUCAACGAACGUGACGGACUCGCCCAAGCUGUUCUAUUUGUCGACAACCCGGAAGAAUAUCAGCUUACGCCUAAUGUCCUUCACAAACAGCUGGAUGGUUAUCUUGUCCCCACCCGCAUCACUUCUCUGAAGGGACCGAUGCCCGUCGACUUCUACGGAAAUCCCGAUCAAGCAGCUAUUGAUGAGGCUGUCCGCGCCCAAAACUCAGAUGGUAGCAUAUCACCCAUUCAACGCCGGACCCGCGAUAUUUUCGCCACAGCCUUGUCUUGCGCACCGGAGGAAGUAUCUGCCAUGACAGACUUUUUCGCCGCUGGCGGCGAUAGUCUUAGUGCAGGUCGACUUGUUUCGCAACUCCGACGUGAAUUUGGAAUCUUUCUAGCUGGAGAUAUUCUCUUCCACCAUAGCUCUGUCGGCGAAAUUGAGUAUAAGAUCACAGAAGCCGUUGAGAUCAAGGCUGCUAAAGGGGAUAAAGGGGUCAUCGAGUUGCCAGGUUGUGAAAGAACAUACAGUAGCACAAACCCGCUGGUUAUGGCCUUGCAUCUUUUUCCUGUUUUGUUCUUUUUUCCAAUGAAGCGUGCCUUUCAAUGGCUUGUUUUUUCAUAUGUUGUGGCAGAAGGCACCCUUCGCUUUCCAAUUCGCGAUUUACUGAUUGGUCGAUUGAUCCUGAUUAUCCUGGCUGUUCUAUCAGCUCGUGUUAGUGCCCAGGUUGUGGCUCCCAUCUGCACAAUUCUCUUCAAAUGGCUUGUCGUGGGCCGCUACGAGGAGGGUAUUUACCCUAUGUGGGGGCCUUAUCACACUCGUUGGUGGUUGACCCAGAAGGCGGUACAGGUGUUUGGAAAGGGAAUUUUCAAUCACUUUAACUGGUCUCGCGUGUUGUUCUAUCGUCUGCUCGGCGUCAAGAUUGGCAAAAAUGUCACUAUACCCCCGUCUGCCAAGCUUGGAGAAUAUGACUUGAUCGAGAUCGGUGAUGAUGUCGUGUUAGAUACCUGUCAAUGUCGUCCCUUCGCUGUGGAGCGCAACACAUCGAUGUUGCUCAAAAGAAUUCGCAUUGGUAAUAAUUCUUCCAUCGGUCUCAAAUCAAUUCUCGCCCCUGGCGCCGAUAUACCGGAUAAUACCUGCAUUGGCCCCAACUCGUCAAGCUGGGAACUUCAAGAUGCCGAUGAGUCAAACCGCGACUUGCUCAGCUCCAGCAUUCCUCAGCCACAUUGGAUAUUUAACCUUCUGAUUGUUACACCUAUCAAAAUUCUGGUCUGGGUCGCUGCUCGUCUCACAUGGAUGGGUGGCCUUGUACCUAUGGUGAGGCAGUUCCCGAUGGCCCAAUCUGACAUGUUCCUGGCAACUCUCCAAUGGUAUACCAGUGGCCAGAGAAUUGGCUUCCACAUUGCAGCAAGGCUUUGUCGUGCUAUUGGUGGCCCAAUCGUGCUCUUCGCAUCGGUGCUGAUCAUUAAAUCAUUGCUCGAUGUCAUUUGCGGCAAGCCCAAGCCCGGUCCUGCUUCUAAACAGAGUGUCCUGCAAAAGAUUCGCACCGCUGUUCUAGCAGAGAUUCUUCCAUCCGGCGAUAUUCAUGAACUCACUCGUCUAAUCGGUCGUCACUACGAAUUAGUCUCCAUGGCCAUUCGUGCGCUUGGUGGCAAGGUUGGAAAGCGAAUCUAUUGGCCCAGCGUAGGCCCUUCUCUCCCCGAUUUCGACCUCAUCGAAGUUGGAAACGACGUCGUUUUUGGAUCCCGCUCGACCCUUAUCACAUCAGAUGGCUAUGGCCGUGACCGUGUUGUCAUUGGUGACGGUGCCAUGGUCGGUGAUCGCGUUGUCGCUUCACCAGGUGUCACGAUCGGCCGUGAGGCAAUGAUCGGUUCGGGGGCCUUGCUUCGUCGGAAUGGUGAAUACCCAGCAAAUACCAUCUGGACCGGUAGCAAGGGUGGUGAUGCUGUGCAGUUCCCGACUUCGUCCUCGGUGCCAAUUUCAACUGCCCCUACUGUUGUGGGCAGCAGCAGCAGCAGCACUGAUGGACAAAGCAACAGCGACAAUGAGAAAGACAUGGGACGAAAAACCCAAAAUGCGAAACAUUCCAUUCCCAAUAUCACCGAGGCAGAUACUUGCAAACCUUUUGGUCGUGCAUUUUAUCAGAAAAAUGCCAGCUACUACGUGCUGCGCAUCUGGCAGAUCGUCAUGUAUUCUGUUCUUUCGGUAGUCGUCGUGACUGUGUACUGGCUCCUGAGUGUGGUAUUCGCACUACUUUGUCUCCGUGCCUGCCUUGAGCAUAGCAACACUGCUGCAUUCGAUCUUGGACCUUGGCGGCCAUUCGUGCUAUAUGGUGUAUUAGCCGCUUUCUUAUCCGCCAUUAGCUGUGCUCAGGCCUUCAUGGCUUUGGGAAUUGUCAUAGGCAUCAAGUGGUUGGUCAUGGGCCGGCGCAAGGAAGGCGAAUUCCAUUGGGACAAGAGCAGUUAUAACCAACGAUGGCAAUUCCUCUUGUCGUGUGAGACACUCAUCAAGGACUGCUACGGUGGAGCUGGUCUCCUGCCUAUGAUUACGGGUUCAGCUUAUUUAUCCUGGUACUACCGCCUCUUAGGUGCAAAUAUAGGAAAGGAUUGUGCGAUCCACGCCAAUGGCACACCGAACGUCUACUUUACCGAGCCUGACCUUCUCACACUCGGUAACCGCGUGGCUGUUGACGAUUGCAGCUUGGUUUGCCAUCUGAACUCUCGUGGCGAGUUCGAAUUACAUACUUUGAAGGUCGGCGACCGGAGCAUUAUGCGUGCUGGAUCCCGCUUGAUGUCCGGGGCUUCGAUGGGCCAGGAUGCUUGUCUGCUGGAACAUACAUUAGUACUGUCGGGUGACCAUGUAGAGGAUAAAGAUACACUUCAGGGAUGGCCUGCUGAAGGUUUUGAAGGGAAGCGGGUAUGA